Molecule: messenger RNA, 4239 nt
Organism: Astyanax mexicanus (Mexican tetra)
Lineage: Eukaryota; Metazoa; Chordata; Actinopteri; Characiformes; Acestrorhamphidae
Gene: lrfn5a
Product: leucine rich repeat and fibronectin type III domain containing 5a
Exons: 3
Coding region: 771-3131 (786 amino acids)
Molecular function (GO): protein binding
Source: RefSeq, a predicted model, not a curated record
CGGUAGGAGCAGCUCGGCGGCGGCGCGCGGUGCUCGGUGCUCGGUACUCGGUUGCCCGGUGGUGACGCGACGGAUUGCUUGCGUUUUGUUGGAAUUGCAGGACGGGGAUGCGCGUGCAGCUUUAAUUGCAACAUUUCCCCGCGCUUUUGUCCCCCUCUCCUUCCCGGGAUUGCUUCGGGAGCGCGCGGGUGGAGAGUUUCUACUUUACUUGGAUGUUGGAUGUUGCAUGGCGGGAACGCGCGCGGAGCUGCGCACCACCACUGCUGGAUUAGCGCGGUCCGGAGGCAGCGGCGCGCGGAGCUGCCGGCUUCUCGGUGGGCGUGAAUGACGGGCAUGGUCUCCUGCCGCACGAGGAUGGCGCUCUUCAUCGUGGAGAUAGCUUAGGAUCCUCCCUGAAACAUCUCGCGCGCUCUGCUCCGACCGGAACUGGGAUUUCUCUCAAUCGCUCGCUGUGUUGGAUCUUUUUGGAUUGUUUGCGGCAUUGAAGAGUAGUGUAUGCGCGUGUGAGUAAGUGUGUAUGCGUGAGUGUGUGAGUGUGUAUGAGUGUGUGAGUGUGUAUGUGCAUAUGUGCGAGUGUGUGUGCGCGUGAUGGAUAAGGGCUAUGAAGGCUUGGAUGUUGCCCCGCCGUCUAGCCCUGCACCAGCUGGGGCAGAGAAGAGCAGCAGAACGGGAGAAAACGACAUGUGAGGUGGAGAAGACCCCCAGCCCCUGAGGAUCCCACCCAUCCGAGGCUGCCAUUCCUUCAUCGAGGUGUCCGAACCUGAUUUACAAUGGAAAAACUGCUGGUCUGCCUGUUGGUUAUUGGAAUGGCAGUGAAGGCCCAGAUCUGUCCGAAGCGCUGCGUCUGUCAAAUACUGUCGCCGAACCUCGCCACGCUCUGCGCAAAGAAAGGGCUGCUCUUCGUCCCGCCCAACAUCGACCGGCACACGGUGGAGCUGCGGCUUGCCGACAACUUCAUCACCAGCGUCAAGCGGAAAGACUUCGCCAACAUGACCAGACUGGUGGACCUCACCUUGUCACGGAAUACAAUAAGCUACGUCACGCCAUAUGCAUUCUCAGACCUGGAGAACCUCCGGGCCUUGCACCUCAACCACAACCGGCUCACUCGGAUAGGCAACGACACCUUCAGCGGCAUGUCCAAGCUGCAUCACCUGAUCCUCAACAACAACCAACUUACCCUCAUCCACAUGGGAGCCUUCAAUGACCUCCUGGCACUGGAGGAACUGGACCUUUCCUACAACAACCUGGAGACUAUCCCCUGGGAGGCCAUCCAACGGAUGAUCAGCCUGCACACCCUCAGUCUGGACCACAACAUGAUCGAGUACAUUCCCGAAGGAACGUUUUCCCUCCUGCAGAAGCUCAAUCGAUUGGACGUAACCUCCAACAAGCUCCAGAAGCUUCCGCCGGACCCUCUAUUCCAGCGUGCCCAAGUCCUUGCAACGUCUGGAGUGCUCAACCCUUCCUCGUUCGCCCUGAGCUUCGGAGGAAACCCUCUGCACUGCAACUGCGAGCUUCUUUGGCUACGGCGCUUGAGUCGAGAGGACGACUUGGAGACUUGCGCCACUCCGCCUCAUCUUUCUGGACGCUACUUCUGGUCGAUUCCGGAGGAAGAGUUCCUCUGUGAACCGCCGUUGAUCACUCGGUACUCUCACGAGAUGAGGGUCCUCGAGGGCCAGAGGGUUGCACUAAAGUGCAAAGCGAGGGGUGACCCCGAACCUGCGAUCCACUGGAUAUCUCCAGAAGGAAAGCUGGUCUCCAAUUCCUCUCGUGCCGUGGUCUACAACAACGGUACGCUGGACAUACUGAUCAGCACAGUGAAGGAUUCGGGUUCGUUCACCUGCAUCUCCUCCAAUCCGGCAGGAGAAGCCCAUCAGACUGUGGACCUAGUCAUCAUCAAGCUUCCUCACAUCAGCAACAGCACCAACAACAUCCAGGAGCCGGACCCUGGAUCCUCCGACAUCUCCACCUCCACCAGGGCCGGCGCUAACGGAAGCAACCACACGGCAGACUCCAAAACCAGCCUGGACAAGCGGGUGGUCAUUGCCGAAGCCACCUCGUCCACCGCUCUCAUCAAAUUCAACUUCCAGAGGAAUAUACCUGGAAUCCGCAUGUUUCAGAUACAGUACAACGGAACGUACGACGACUCCCUCGUUUACAGAAUGAUCCCGCCCACAAGCAAAAACUUCCUGGUGAAUAACCUGGCUGCCGGGACGCAGUACGACCUGUGCGUUCUGGCGAUCUACGACGACGGCAUCACGUCCCUGACCGCCACCCGGGUGGUGGGCUGCGUCCAGUUCACCACCGAGUCCGAGUACCUGCGCUGCCACUUCAUGCAGUCGCAGUUCCUGGGCGGCACCAUGAUCAUCAUCAUCGGCGGCAUCAUCGUGGCGUCAGUCCUCGUCUUCAUCAUCAUCCUCAUGAUCCGGUACAAGGUGUGCAACGGCGGCGACCGCGGCAAAGGAUCGGCCGUCACCAGCAUGCACUCGCAAACCAACGGGGCUCAGUCGCAGGGCUGCAGCGUCACGCCAUCCGCGUCCAAAGAGGGCGCUCUGGCGUUGGAAGGAGGCGAGAAAAGCGUCCAGAAGGUGGCGCCGCCCCCUCCGGAUUCCCUCACCCACUCCUCGGAGACCUCCCUCCCAGACUGUUCCACCACGUCCACGUCCGUGGUCAGCCCGAGCUGGACGACUCCGGGCUCGUCCGGGUCGCUCAAGCCAAAGCGCAAACCGGCGCCCAAGCCGGCCGAGGCCAAGCCGGACGCUCUGACCAAUCCCGAGACUCAAAACACCAACCGGAACAACUCCACCGCGCUGCAGCAGCCGCUAAUCCCCGCCCCCACGCUCCCCUCACGCUUUAAAGACACUCCCAUCCUGCGGAGGGCGCACCCCAGACCCUCCGCGACCAAGUACAUGACACUGCCGGUGGAGGGGGUGCGCGCCAAGCGGCGGUACUCCCUGAACGAGGACCUGUCCAAGCACCACUGCUUCAUCGGGCAGGCGCACAAGUUCGGGAACAUGUGGUCCAAGCGGAGUCUGUCCAUGAACGGCAUGCUAGCGCAAACAGAAAACUCGGAUAUAGAUGGUAGCAAAGCCAUGUGUUCCAGUUCAGAGUGGAUCCUAGAGAGCACAGUGUGAAUGUAGUGAGACAGUAGUGAUUAAUUCGUGCCUGUGUGCUGAAUCACGAGGGCUGGACGGAGCUUCGGGGACGCCUAACUUACUAACUUAAGCAAAAAUACAGAAGAUUAAAAAUAAAAAAAAAUUAAAACAGAUUAUAUUUAAUCAGUGGAAACAAAAAUACAAAUAAUAACCAUUUCAACCUUCAUCCUUUUUUGCAUUCUUGGUAAAAUUAUGAUUUAUUUUAAAAUGAACGACAGAUAUUUCUGCAAUAAUAAAGAAAAUAACAGAUUUAUCCCAAAAGAGAUAAUUGAUAUAAAUUGAUAUAUGGUUAUUCUUUGUAAGGGCUCAUUUGUAAUAAUACUACUAUUAAUAAUACUAAUAUUAAGGACAAAAGCACAGCAACAUCAUUUCUUUUUUCUCCUAUAUGUAGAGACAGUAUUUUGCAACAUACACUUCAUAGUUUCAUAGAGUUCCAUAUGAUGGUUUUCAUUAACAGUGAAUAUUAAAGAGAAAUUUGAUAAUAACUAAAAAUCUAAAAUAUUUCAUUUAAUACAUAUGUUAUAUGUAAUGUAAUACAAAUAGAGCUGGGCAAUAUAUAGAUUUAUUUUACCAUAUUGUGGUAAAUUCUCUUAUCUUACCGACUUAUUGUAUCAAAACUGCAGAUAAAAGUUGGGAAACAAUUAAGGAAUUAUAUAAGCAGAAAUCGAUUGUAUUCACCUAAAGAUAAGUAAAGAGGACAUUUAGGUGAAGCUGACUUAUAAUUAUAGAAUAUAACAGAAUAUAAUUGUAAUCACAUCAACAAGUUCAUGUUCAUAAAGUUUUAAGAGUUCAGAAAUAAUCAAUAUUUGGUGAAAUAACCCUGCUUGGUUUUUAAUCACAGUUUUAAUUUCAUGCAUCUUGGCAUCAUGUUCUCCUCCUCCACCAGUCUUACACACUGCUUUUGGAUAACUUUAUGCUGCUUUACUCCUAGAGAGACAAGACCUAGUAUAUGUCCAAUGCAAACACCACUGUGCACCGCUGAUCAGUUAACACAUUUCGUUGAUUUAUUGAAUUAAUAUCUCUGUAAUGAUAUAAACAGUUGGGUCAGGGUUCUUUAAGCACUGAUAUGCUUAUGCUUAUGCUUUUG